ACUUGUCACUUUCAGUAUAGAAGUGUCAAGAAUAUAAUGUUUAAACUUCCUUCAUUGUUCUGCUUAAAAACCCUAUCCAGGAAUAUAUCAUUGGGUCGAUAUGAGAGGAACGUGUGCUGGCCGAGACCAGACUACGGGCCGAUGGAGGUCCAAAGGUCUGAGCUAUUGAACGGCAUCAGGGUCGCCGCAGUGAAACCUCUAGGCUCCCAGAUCGGUGCUUGCACUAUUAUGUACCAGGCGGGAACUCGUUACGAGUGGGAUGACCACAUCGGUGCGGUCCACUUCAUUCGCGUGGGAGCUUCCACAUCAGGGUGCGGAUACUCUUCUUUCUCCAAGAUGCGGUAUCUGCAGCAGAAUGGCGCGACUAUCACAUGUUCCACUGAUAGACAGAAAAUCUCCUUCACUCUGCGUUGUCCGGUCACCAGCUAUCCGGAACUGAAGCAUUACUUGCUGGAUACAGCUCAAAGGUGUUGUUACAACCAAUGGGAAUUAGAUGACCGCAAGCAACUGAUACGAGAAGAUUUGACGCGUGUUCAUCCAGAACAGCGCGUAAUAGAUUUGGUCCAACGAGCUGCCUUCAUCGGACCUUUAUCCAACUCAGUGUUCUGUGAAGAAGAGAGAAUUGAUGGCAUGACGGAGAACAUGGUGAACUGCUUCGCCAAAACCCAUUUUAGAAGCGACGCCUGUAGCAUUGCCAGUAUUGGAGUCCCAUUUGAAGAGACGUUAAAAUUGGCUGAGAAAAUUGAAUAUAAAAGAGAGAAACCUCCACCGCGAUGGGAAUAUAUGGCAUGCCAUCGCAGCGGGUUCGAGCUGUACGAUCUGGGACCUGGUAGCGACACCUGGAUAGCUGUUGCAGUGCCUGGCUGCGGUACUUGCGAUAUAAAUAGCCUGUUGAAACAUGCAAUAGUGGCUGCUGCCUGUGGUACUGGCAACAUGCAAGUCGGCCAGCACUCUCUCGACAGGACCCCGCAGCCUCCGCUCGGCACGAUGGCCGGGGAAGAUGUCCACACUGAGUAUAAGGCAUUCAAUAUUUCUUAUAAGGAGACUGGAUUAUUUGGAAUAGUAGCUAAAACUCGUGCCUCCACUGCAUUCAAAGUGGCGCUUUCAGCUGCUGAAUUUCUAGCAAAUGUCGGUGAUUUAGACGUCAAUCAGAUUCAAGUCGGGAAGCGAAGACUGAAGUUAAGCAUGGCGAUUAACGACGACAACUGCAUCAACGUGACUGAGGGUAUGGCGUUACAGCUCGCCAAUAACAUACAGAUGGACAGCGCUAAAAGUGCGCUGUGCAUGAUUGAACUUCUGAGUCCUGAUGAGAUUUCGUGCACGGCCAAAGAACUGUCUUCUAAACGUGGAUGCAUGUCUGUGGCAGUUGUUGGUGAUAUUGGAGCUGUUCCACACGAUAGAGAGUUAAUAUGUCAGUAAUUUUAACAAUGUCAAGUUAUUUAAAAUAAAAAUUCUUUGUUGAUACCCAUAUUGUUUAUUGAAUGGACCUUAUUAUACUAGAUAAGAAAUCAUUUAUACAUGUACAAAUGUUUUAUCUAAUCUAUCAUUUUACACAUACGCACUUUCACGCGCCAAUACGCGUUCACGAAGGAAACAAUGUGCUAAGAGAACGAGAAAGACUGCGCGCGCAGUGAGCCCAUUCUACUAUCGUGCGUGAUUUAGCGCCUUUUUCAUUUAUUAUCAUUGUAAAAUGGCGGACAUGUGACUACGGAGCAAAGACAAUUAUAGAGUCAUUGUUAGUUUAGAAACAUUAAACUUAUCUGUGGAAAAUAAUAUCAAUGGUAUAAAAAAU
Molecule: messenger RNA, 1792 nt
Organism: Achroia grisella
Lineage: Eukaryota; Metazoa; Arthropoda; Insecta; Lepidoptera; Pyralidae
Product: cytochrome b-c1 complex subunit 2, mitochondrial-like
Exons: 8
Coding region: 37-1419 (460 amino acids)
Cellular component (GO): mitochondrion
Molecular function (GO): metal ion binding
Source: RefSeq, a predicted model, not a curated record